Messenger RNA from Tricharina praecox, 2925 nucleotides. RefSeq names its product tRNA synthetases class I-domain-containing protein. Gene Ontology annotation, biological process: isoleucyl-tRNA aminoacylation. The record is from RefSeq and is a predicted model, not a curated record. Gene Ontology annotation, cellular component: cytosol. NCBI's taxonomy places the organism in Eukaryota, Fungi, Ascomycota, Pezizomycetes, Pezizales, Pyronemataceae. Bases 1 to 2925 code for a protein of 974 amino acids. The transcript has a single exon. Gene Ontology annotation, molecular function: isoleucine-tRNA ligase activity; ATP binding; tRNA binding.
AUGCGGCGCUUCACCACUUCGACCGGCCGUCUCAGCACGGCCGCACACGCGGUCCCUCCGACGAGUCUCAAGUCCUCACUGCUCCUCCCGCGCACAUCGUUCCCGAUCCGGCCGUCAACAGACGUCUCACAGCACGCCUCUUUGCUCACACGCUCGACGUCGGAGGUGUACGCACUGCAGAAAGCGCGGCGAGGAGGUGUGAAGGAGAAGGAGGAGAAGGAGGAGAAGGAGGACUUCGUCCUCCACGAUGGCCCGCCCUACGCCAAUGGCGAGCUGCACAUGGGACACGCCAUGAAUAAGAUCCUGAAGGACGUGGUGAACCGCGUGGCCGUGCUCGAGGGGAAGCGCGUCACGUACAUUCCCGGAUGGGACUGUCAUGGCUUGCCGAUUGAGCUUAAGGCACUGCAGGCUGGCGCUGGCGGUGGGAGCGUGACGGAUGCGGUCGAGAGGGGGAAGCGCAUGACGCCGCUGGAGAUACGAAGGCAGGCGAGGGAGCUGGCGGCAGCGACGGUCGAGAGCCAGCGGAAGGGGUUUGAGAGGUGGGGUGUCAUGGCGGAGUGGGAGAAGGCGUAUAAGACCAUGGAUUGCGCGUAUGAAAUCUGCCAGCUGGAGGUGUUCAGGGAGAUGGUGGGAAGGGGGCUGGUGUAUAGACGGUUUAAGCCGGUGUUUUGGUCGCCGAGCUCGGGCACGGCGCUGGCGGAGGCGGAGCUCGAGUAUAACGAGAAGCAUGCUAGUAAGGCCGCGUUCGUCAAGAUGCCGCUGCUGGGUGAGGUCGGUGGGGAGGGGGAAGUGAGUGUGGCCGUGUGGACCACUACGCCGUGGACGCUGCCCGCGAAUAAGGCCGUUGCAGUGGGGGAGGAGAUGCUGUAUGCGGUUGUAGCUACGACGAGUUACGGGAAGCUCUUGGUAGCGGAGGAGAGGGUGGAGUAUCUACGGGGUGCCCUGGAAGGGGAGAAGCUAGAAGUGACCAAGAGCGGAAUCAUGGGCGCCGACUUGGUUGGGCUGACAUACACACACCCGCUCCUCCCAUCGGACACCCCCGCGCACCCGAUCAUCGCCGCAGACUUUGUUUUGGCAGACUCGGGAACCGGACUGGUCCACCUGGCACCUGGACAUGGAAUGGACGACUACCUCGUCUGCCAGAAGCACAACAUCCCGCCGUUCUCACCAGUCGACAACAACGGCCGCUACACCACCGAUACUUUACCACACCUCGUGGGGAAGGAGGUACUCUACGGUGGCACAAAGGCAGUGCUGGACAUGCUCGCCUCCUCCGGCUCGCUGCUCCACCUGCAGAACAAGUUCGUUCACAAAUACCCCUACGACUGGCGAACGAAACUCCCCAUCAUCGUGCGUGCUACCGCACAAUGGUUCGCCGACGCGGAGAAUAUCAAGGCGCCUGCCGUAGCCGCGCUGGAGGAUGUCAAAUUCAUUCCUGAGAGUGGACGGCCGCGGUUAACGGCAUUUGUGAAGGGACGGAAUGAAUGGUGUAUCUCACGGCAGCGCGCAUGGGGAGUCCCUAUUCCAGCACUUUACGACGCCGAGACGGGUGUGCCGCUGUUGACGGAGCAGAAUGUGGACCAUAUCAUCUCCGUCCUUAAGGAGAAGGGAACGGAUGCGUGGUUCACCCCCGAGGUCCCGGAUGAGAUCUUCCUCGCGCCUGAGUACAAGGCUGAUGGGAAGACGUACACCCGCGGCAUGGAGACAAUGGAUGUCUGGUUCGACUCUGGUACUUCGUGGUCAACACUCAAUGAACGUCUCGGGCGGGAAACAGUCGCCGACCUCUAUCUCGAGGGCAGCGACCAGCACCGCGGCUGGUUCCAAAGCUCGCUGCUGACCUCGAUCGCGGCGCGGGGUAAGCCACCGUUCAAACAGAUUCUCACACACGGCUUCGUGCUCGACUCCAAGGGGAAGAAAAUGAGCAAAUCCCUCGGGAACGUAGUCUCGCCAUCAGACGUUACGACCACGCCCAAAUCCUCAGUUCCGAAUAUCAACAUCCUCCGCCUAUGGGUGGCCUACUCCGAUUUCACCAAAGACGUCUCCAUCGGCCCCACCGUGCUCUCGCACGUGCACGAGGUCCUCCGCAAGGCGCGAGUCACCUCCCGCUUCCUCCUCGGCGUCCUCACCGACUGGGACGGGACAUACACACCGUACAGUGCGCUCCCACUGCUCGACCGCGUAGCCCUCGCGCAGCUCCACCGCCUACACACCACCGUCCUCGCAUCCACGCGCACCUACAACUUCCAAAAAUCCGUGACCUCCCUAGCAGCGUACACCUCGACCGCGCUGUCGGCAUUCUACCUGGACGUGACCAAAGACCGACUAUACUCCGACUCCGCUUCAUCCCCGCAGCGCCGCGCAGCACAGUCCACCGCCGCGCUCAUCCUGCGCAACUACGUCUCGCUCCUCGCCCCGUUCGUGCCGCUGCUGACACAGGAGGUAUGGAGCCACGCGCCGCCGGCGCUGCUUGCCGUCGUGCCCGAGGACGAGCAGCGCAUGCUAAAGUUCUUCACGCCCCAGCAGGAGUGGGAGCAACCCGAGCUCCUGGUCGAGUUCGAGAAGAUGCAGGGUGUACAUGAUGCUGUCAAGCGCGCGUUCGAGCGCGCGAAGGCGCAAGGAAGGGUUAAGGUUAAUCUUGAGGUUGAGGUGGACGUGGUUGUUCCCGAAGGCAGCGAGCUGAGGGAGACGGUGCAGAGGUGGAGGGCGGAUUUGGAGGCGCUGUGUAUCGUCUCUGGUGUGGAGAUUACUGAUGGGGAGAGAAAGGUGGGGAUGGAGGCGUGGGAGGAGACGGAGGAGUUCGAUGGAGGCGUGGUCAAGGUUAGGAAGGCGAGGCAUGAAAAGUGUGUUAGGUGCUGGAUCUAUAAGGCGCCGGCUGUGGGUGGGGUUUGUGGGAGGUGUCAGGAAGUGCUGGCGGGGGUUGAGUAG